AUGGCUCCCAACAAAAGCCCCCGAACAAAACACGACCCGACCAAGAAGCGCAAACGGGAUCUUGCCGAGAACGACUCCAGAACGAAGCGACAAAGAGCUGACAAAAAGGCAGCCAAGGCCAAUGGAUCAAGCAAGAGCAAGAGUGGGGUUGUUUCUGAGGUGGCCGAGAUCUCUGAGGCUUUGACAGAGACCGGUCCUAGAGAAAUUGAGAUUGUUCGCCAAUUCGAUAAUACAGAUGCAGGAUGGCGCGUCUCAAAGCCUAUGGGCGGCAGAAUGCUUGAUAUCGACCCUGUGAUUACAGAGGAUGAACAAUAUCUCAUUCUGGCCUACAACACCUCGAUCCAGGUCUACUCAGCAGUCGACUCACUCCUCGUUCGAAGAAUCCCAAUCACAGCAGCCGAAGCCUCCGAUGAGAAGACAUCAGCUCCCGCGCAUAUUGUCGCCAUGCGUCAAUCGAAGCAGAACUCCGAUAUCCUCUGGGUAGCCACCUCGGACGGUCAUGUCUACCAGGUUAACUGGACGACCUCCAAGACACCUGAGUCCUUCCAGACACAGUCCAAGACCGCCAAUGCCAUGGCCCUCGUAACGAAGAAGGUUUCCGGCAAGGAUCAAGAGAUCAUUUUUGUGGCAGAGUCGGAUAAGCCUGGCCGAAUCGAAGUUGUCGCAUACCCAGCCGCAACAACAGAGUCUGAGCACAAGGUCAUUUUCGUUAUGAAGAAGCAUGGCAAUGGCCUGCAACUUCUCGAGACAAGCGAGGAUGGACAUCUGGUUGGCGCAAUCAACGACCGUCUCUUCUUUGGCAUUCCUUCUCAGGAUCAGUUCGACAGCCUUUCCGCAUUCAACUACGAGAUUUACACUUUCGAUAUUCCCGAUCUAGUCACCUCACUUGAUCUCCGGGUGUACCAAAGACCAGUCGGAAAGAAGUCGCGAAACCUUGAUGCGCCCGUUUUGGAUAUCGUUGUUGGUGGCGCCCGUGGUCAAAUCUACCUCUAUCGCGAUGCCCUUGCUAGAAGCCAGGCACUUGCCAAUGGAGCUGAUAAGACACCUAUUCAAGCGCAGAACUUCCACUGGCAUCGCAAAGCUGUGCAUUCCGUAAAGUGGUCGCACGAUGGUAACUAUCUGAUCUCAGGAGGCUCAGAAAACGCCCUUGUUCUGUGGCAGCUGGAUACAGGAAAGAAGGAUUUCCUUCCCCAUCUCGCUGGUAGCGUGGAGAACAUCACACUUUCUGCCAACGGAUCCUCAUACGCUGUUCAUCUCGAUGAUAACUCGGUCAUGGUUCUCUCGACCGCCGAGAUGAAGCCCACCGCAUACAUCGCUGGUAUUCAGUCAGCCGCGAUCAACGUCUCUACACCUAAGGACCAGCUUGUCCAGCGAGUAUGGACAACCCCUACACAUAUCCAGCGACCUAUCCCAGCCGUCAUCAACCCUAAGGAUCAGUCAAGGCUUCAUGUGUGUGUUGGUAACGGUAGCCAGGCCACUAUGGCAGGAGGCUUCUCCGCUCCAUUGUUGCAAACAUUCGAUCUCGACAGUUUCCGCAGUGUUUCCAAGCAGGCUUUGGCUCGAUCACAGCCAACAGACGUUAACAUUACCAACAAGGGUCACCCCAUUGAAGAGCCCCUUGUUACUCACUUAACUUUCUCUGCUGAUGGAGCAUGGCUUGCCAGCGUGGACACUUGGGAGCAAUCGGCUCGUGACGUGGACAACGUAACCAACGAUAGCAGAGAUCAGCUUAUCGAGGAGCGACGUGAGGUUUACCUCAAGUUCUGGGAAGCGCAACAGGGCGAAGAGCAGAUCGCGCUUGUUUCCAGAAUCAACGCUCCCCAUGCUACACACCGCAACGAAGCUGUUCUUGACUUGACCUCAAAUCCUGUUUCCACUGGCUUCGCUACGAUCGGUACCGAUGGCAAUGUUCGUCUGUGGCGCCCCAAGACCAGGUCUCAGGACGGAGUUGUCGUUAAGGGACCUGAUGGUCGUGAGAUUUUCACAUGGAGCUGUUCACAGAUUAUCCCAGUUGGCGAUGGUAUUCCUCAAGAUGAUAUGGUUGAUAUUCCCGAGACUUCUGCCCAACAGCAGCCUCAAGGAAAAAUCGCAUUCUCAGAGGAUGGCUCUGCGCUCUUCGUGGCUUACGGAACAGCUGGUUUCGGUGCGGUCCACGUGAUUGAUGCUGCGUCAGGCGAGGUGGUUAAGACCCUUGAGGGCCAGUGGAAGGGGCAAUUGCGAUCUGUCCAAGCGCUUUCGCCUUUCGUCAUUAUUCUGUCCGAUGAGCUGCGUGUUUACGAUGUGGUUAGCGACGAGUUACGAUAUGGUGUUGUGAUUCCCAAGGUCAAGGGCAUUGCCCUGCUUCAACUGGCCGUCGACCAUACCUCAGGACACUUCGCCCUGGCUCUGCCUGCCAAGGAGGGAUCUCUACUCGCAAUCUUCGAGCCUGAGUAUAUUGAGCCUUUGAUUGUGCGUAGCACACCUCAAAGAGUUGUUAGUCUGAUCUCCGCCCCCGAGACCAGCGGCUUCAUCGCCCUCGAUGACGCUGCUCAAGUCUGGGUCGUUGCUGAAGGAUCAAACUCUUCAUCCCUUGCCACAAUCCAGCCACUUGAGGACCUCCUCCUUGAUGGUAUCGAAGUCGACAGCAAGGAAGUUAACCUCAUUGAUGAGGACGAGGAUAUGGCCAGCGAUGCCGAGGAUGAGGCCGGAGACGUAGCUGAGCCCGAAGACGUUGAGAUGGGAGACGACGACGAUGACGACUCUCACCCCAGCGUGUUCGCGCAACAAAAGUUGUCAGACAUCUUCGACUCUGCACCAGCGUUCGCCGCCCCUCCAAUCGAGGACAUGUUCUACAAAGUGAUGGGCCUACUCGCCACAAAGCCUUUAUCAGCAUCAUGA
Messenger RNA from Fusarium coffeatum, 2877 nucleotides. RefSeq lists its product as uncharacterized. Gene Ontology annotation, cellular component: nucleolus. Lineage: Eukaryota; Fungi; Ascomycota; Sordariomycetes; Hypocreales; Nectriaceae. Gene Ontology annotation, biological process: positive regulation of transcription by RNA polymerase I; positive regulation of rRNA processing. The transcript is spliced from 3 exons. The record is from RefSeq and is a predicted model, not a curated record. Bases 1 to 2877 code for a protein of 958 amino acids. Gene Ontology annotation, molecular function: protein binding; RNA binding.